AUGUCUACCGAUCGCGACGGAGACGUCAAGGCUGAAGAAAGAGCCGAGACCAAGGCUCCUGUCGUUUCCGCAGAUGGCGACGACGACAUCAAUCACGCCAUGCUUUCCCAACCACUGGAGCCAGGGACCAAGGCUGCUCGAUACAGCGGCCCACCCCGAGGCGGCCGGAUGGUGUCAUUCCGUCCCGGCGUCUUCCGUCGAAGUCAUCGACCCUUUCUGAAAUGCACCGACCGGGAGCUCAAGAAACAAGAGAAAGCCGAAGAGGGAGGUUUUACAAAGUGGCGCACCAACCCUGACGAAAUCGAUGAGUCCAGCAUCCCAGUCAUCAGCCUCACCGAAGCGCCAGAACCUGCUCUGUCGUUCGACGCUUUCCAUGCUACUGUCAUUGAACCCAACAAGGAAGCCAUUGAGUUGAUACUUGUGGAGUACAACAAGAGCGUCCACAUGCUUGACCAACGUAACGAUACGCAGUUCUUUGAGAGGUACCAUGGUCUGUACACCAGCGGUGUUAUUGGCGACCAGGAGAGACCUCGCACCAAUUUCAGCCUUCGACCUGACAAGGCUUUGAACAAACAUAUUGGCUUCCUGUGCACUUCUAAGGACGCGGCUCACGACUGCGAAACGGCGAGCUGUCUACGACUCUAUGUCGCAUGCUUCAUCGCCUGGCAUGGUCCAUCCUUCCGAUACUUCUUCACCAAAACCACCGAGGUAGACGAGAGCCCUGCCGAAGUCUUCUUUUCGAUGCCACGCAAGGCAAGAAUCACUGUGAAGUAUUGGGAGGACCAGGUUCGAGACGUGGCGAAGGACACAAUGCGCGAGACGGUGCGGGAAAAUAAUUGGAACUGGGCUGCUGCUCUGGCUGCUGCUGUGUUGAGAAGAGGAGUCACUCCUUCGGAGUAUGAUUUGAGUGGGUUUGUCAACUGGAAGGAUUUUGCGGCGAAGAAUGGUCUUGACAGUGUUUGGUAUGGGGUUGUGUCGUCGGAUGAAUCUGGCUCUUCUAUAGAGUCAUCUUCUUCAGAGGAUGAGUAA
Messenger RNA from Fusarium redolens, 1029 nucleotides. RefSeq lists its product as uncharacterized. Lineage: Eukaryota; Fungi; Ascomycota; Sordariomycetes; Hypocreales; Nectriaceae. The record is from RefSeq and is a predicted model, not a curated record. The coding region runs from base 1 to 1029 and encodes 342 amino acids. The transcript is spliced from 2 exons.